UUCGCGACAGUGAGCAUAUGGAAUAUGUGGUGACACGGUGAUCAGAUCGAGCGCACCCAAAUCAACGGGACAAGACAAGGUAAAAGACGUUUGGCGCGGACGGUAGACGAGCUGCUGACAGCGAAGGGAGAACAACCGAGCUCAACGCGUACACGUUUUUUAGUGGUUCUUUUUCUCGGAGAAACGAGCGUGAGGCGCUCGUGCGUUUGCUGAGAGAGACGCCGGUUGUAAACUUCCUGGGGCCGCGGUAUUUUCUCGCAAGUCGUCUCUUGAAGCUCGCUCUGUGCCGGGAGAAGGAAGCACCUCCACAAUGCCUCCCAUCGACAAUGACACCGGGAAGAAAGAGCUCAAGUCCCGGAUACAGCAGCUUAUUGACUCCCAUCAAGUGAUGGUCUUCAGUAAAAGCUACUGUCCGUACUGUGUCACGGUGAAAGACUUGUUCAAAGAGUUGAAUGUGGCUUGUAACGUGGUGGAGCUGGAUCUAAUCGAGGAUGGAACCAACUACCAGGACAUGCUGCUUGAGAUGACUGGACAGAAAAGCGUCCCUAAUGUCUUCAUCAACAAGAUGCAUGUCGGCGGCUGCGACAAAACGCUGCAGGCUCACGAAGACGGCAGCCUGAAGCAGCUGCUGAGCGGAGAAGAGGCCUACGAGUACGACCUGAUCGUCAUCGGAGGAGGAUCCGGGGGCCUGGCAUGCUCAAAGGAAGCUGCAAUGCUGGGGAAGAAGGUCAUGGUACUGGACUACGUUGUGCCCACGCCAAAGGGAACCACCUGGGGUCUUGGCGGAACCUGUGUAAACGUGGGUUGUAUUCCCAAGAAGCUGAUGCACCAGACCGCCGUGCUGAGCACCUCCCUGCAGGACGCCCGCAAGUUUGGCUGGGAGUUCAGCGAGACAGGUGAGGACUCAGAGCGCUGCCCCCGGAGGUCACGGAGGGGGGACACCGCGCCCGCUUGCCGUGUGACGCACAACUGGGACACAAUGAAGACGGCAGUGAACAACUACAUCGGCUCCCUGAACUGGGGCUACAGGGUGGCACUGAGGGACAAGAACGUCAACUAUGUCAACGCUUAUGCAGAGUUCAUUGAACCGCACAAAAUCAAGGCGACCAACAAACGAGGGAAGGAGACGUUUCACACAGCGGCUAAGUUCAUCUUGGCUACGGGCGAGAGGCCGCGCUACCUCGGCAUCCCUGGAGACAAGGAGUACUGCAUCACCAGCGACGACCUCUUCUCGCUACCCCACUGCCCGGGGAAGACCCUGGUGAUCGGGGCGUCGUACGUGGCGCUGGAGUGUGGCGGCUUCCUGGCCGGCCUGGGUCUCGACGUCACCGUCAUGGUCCGCUCCAUCCUGCUGAGGGGCUUCGACCAGGACAUGGCCAACCGGGCCGGGCAGCACAUGGAGGAGCACGGAGUAAAGUUCCUCCGCAAAUACGUCCCGGUGAAGGUAGAAGAGCUGGAAGCAGGCACUCCCGGCAGGCUGAAGGUUACGGCCAAAUCCACAGAGACUGAUGAGGUCAUCGAGGGAGAGUACAACACGGUGCUGAUAGCAGUGGGCAGAGACUCGUGCACAGACAAGGUCGGCCUGGACAAGAUCGGGGUCAAAGUCAAUCCCAAGAAUGGGAAGGUCCCGGUGAACGAUGAAGAGCAGACAAACGUGCCCCACAUCUACGCCAUUGGAGACAUUCUGGAGGGAAAGUGGGAGCUGACCCCUGUGGCCAUCCAGGCCGGCAAGCUGCUGGCGCGACGCCUCUACAAGGGCGCCACGCUCAAGUGCGACUACAUCAACGUUCCCACUACAGUCUUCACCCCGCUGGAGUACGGCUCCUGUGGUCUGUCAGAGGAGAGGGCCACCGAGCUCUAUGGAGAGGACCACAUUGAGGUGUACCACAGUCUGUUCUGGCCCCUGGAGUUCACUGUGCCCGGCAGAGACAACAACCAGUGCUACGCCAAGCUCAUCUGCAACAAGCUGGACAACGAUCGAGUCAUCGGGUUCCACUACCUUGGGCCCAACGCCGGAGAGGUUACGCAGGGCUUCGGCGUGGCCAUGAAAUGUGGCGCCACCAAGGAGCAGCUGGACGGCACCAUCGGCAUCCACCCAACGUGCGCUGAGGUCUUCACCACGCUGGACGUGACCAAGAGAUCCGGCGGAAACAUCGCUCAGAGCGGCUGCUGAGGUUAAACCCUGCUCGUUUAGCGGGCUGCGCUCACGUUAAGACUCUCGCUCCACCGCUUUAGUCCCGCCUCCCCUCCCAGAUACGUGGGGGGGGGGCGGAGGCGACUGACAGGCGCAAGUUCUGAUGUGAGUGCAACCUGCUGAACAGUGGGGUUACUCUGCUGAUUUUGUUAUUUUUUUACCCCAAUGGGCUCCACCUGUGUGUUCUUGUUGAGGAGCACCAAACACACACACACGUGUGUGUUUGGGCUGUUUGUGACAUCCUGGCCCGUAACCUGAAAUCACUGAGGUGGGCGAGGAUCGAUGUCCCUCAGCAGGAGCGCCCGAUGGCGGCCCCAACCCCCUUUGACCAAUCCACCCCCCCCCCCCAACAGCAAACUCUUCUCGUCAUGCUGGUGCAAGUAGCUGCCUGUGCUACGUGCACCAGGACUCAUUUGCCUCAAGUAUUCAUCUAAACGACAUCAGGAGCCGAGGAAAAUCCUUUCAAACCUCCUCAGGUUAAAAUGUAAUCCACAAUCCGACCUGAAUUUCUACUGUAGAAAAAUAAUGACCUUUUCGCAGGUUUCAACUAUUUAAAUUGAAUGAUCCGUUGUCCCAUCACUGCUGUAUGUGAAUGGUAAACAUUCUAGAUCAUUGUAUUCUCAUACUGUCCUCUACAGGUGAGCGACUUCUGUACAAAUGUCUUGUUGGUUGCUGUAGAUUACUUCAUAAGAUUUAAUAAAGGAUGAAUUCAC
Pungitius pungitius (ninespine stickleback) is the source of this 2907-nucleotide messenger RNA. It is a transcript of the gene txnrd3, whose product is annotated as thioredoxin reductase 3. Gene Ontology annotation, biological process: cellular response to oxidative stress; glutathione metabolic process; cell redox homeostasis. The transcript is spliced from 16 exons. Gene Ontology annotation, cellular component: mitochondrion; cytosol. Lineage: Eukaryota; Metazoa; Chordata; Actinopteri; Perciformes; Gasterosteidae. The coding region runs from base 311 to 2173 and encodes 620 amino acids. Gene Ontology annotation, molecular function: flavin adenine dinucleotide binding; glutathione-disulfide reductase (NADPH) activity; thioredoxin-disulfide reductase (NADPH) activity. The record is from RefSeq and is a predicted model, not a curated record.